AUGUGGGCUCGUCCCAGCCCCAAAAAGUGCAACUUGCAGAGUAGCCGCGAGGGAGGCGGCAAAGAGGCCUACUGUAGCCUCUCGAGCACAGCCAAGAGACGCAGGUUCACGGCGAUCAAGCUUCUUCUGGGCGGCCCAAGCGACGAGCAGCCCAGCUGCAUGGCAGACCUAAAGCAGACUUGCAGAGGGCGGGGAAGCGCUCUUUCAAACCGCGAGGCUCAGGACUCAGCAUUUGCCCCACAACAGACGCCUCUCCUCUUUGGCCCAGCUCAAAUCAUGCCUUUCGGUGCCUUUGGCUGCUUGCUCGGGGCGGGGAAGACGUCCCCGGCUAGUGUCGCUGGCGCAGUGCGCACGAUCCCUCAGCGCCAGCUGUACGUCAGCGAGCCAAAUCCGGUCUACUUCGGGAACCGUCCAAACCCACAGCUUGGUGAGCCAGGCUGGACCAAUCGGAACUGGCUGAAAUCUCGAUUCCAUUUCAACUUUGCCGAAUACGAUGGAGGGUCAGACAACUUCGGCGUCCUCCGUGUCAUGAAUGACGACCUUGUGCAGCCCAAGCGAGGCUUUGGAAUGCACCCGCAUCGUGAUAUGGAGAUCAUGACAUUCAUAUUUCAGGGCCAGCUAACCCAUCGAGACUCCAUGGGCACAGAGGAAACGCUCGGUCGCGGCGGGGUCCAAUACAUGACCGCCGGCACGGGCAUCCAGCACUCGGAACACAACCUGCAGAGCGAAGCCUUGCGCUUCGUGCAAUGCUGGGUGGUGCCUCGCAGGCGGGGGCUACGCCCGAAGUAUGGCUCCAUGGCCGGCACCAAGGAGAACGAGGCCUUGCGCCAGAACCAGUGGGCCCACAUUGUGUGUGACGCCGAGGGAGGCCAGAAGGCACCAGUGCGAAUCUACCAAGACUGCAACGUGUUUCUCUCCGAACUCAGUCCAGGAGUGUCUCUCCCGAAGAUGGAUCUGCAAGCAGGUCGACAGGCUUACUUGCUGUGUGUCGAAGGCAGCGUGCAGCUGGCAGAUGCUGACGGCAAAGUCCAACGGCUCCAACAGCACGACGCCGCGGAGCUUAUCGGGCCCUUGUGCCUUCAGACAAAGGCUGAGAAAGGGGCCAUGUUACUUCUUUUCGAGAUGGAGCAGACGCAAGGUUUGGCCAUCCUGCCACUGGGCAAGGACUGGACGCUCCCCUCCAUGCCUCUGGCAGUAGCAGUUGCUGCCAGCGCGACUGGCAUAUUGGUGUUCCAGCUGCGCCUGACGCAGCUCACGUCUCCGUUGACAGUUUCCGUGCUUUCUGUCUUCCACGACGUUGCGAUCGUGCUCUUCUUCUUAAUUGCGGAUGGCGAGAGGCGAGUUGUGAGCGAGAAGAAGAUUUUCGACCGGCGCCAGGUGCUGCUCUCUGGGCUCUGCGGCCUCUCAGCCGCUCUGGGCUUGGGGCACCGCGCACGUGCGGCCUCCGCAUCGCGCGGCGUCGCGAGCAGCGAGGUGGUGCUCUGUGAGAAUGGGGAUCUGUCCGUGGAUUUUCCGAUUUGGAGCGGAGAUGGGACGCGCGAAGCCACGGAGGAGCUCCUGAAAGCAAGCGGAGGCAGUGCAGCUGCCGGCGCCGAGUCGGACUGGGCUGGUCUCUGGCGUGUCACCUAUGCCCCGCACCUCCGCACACUUGGCUCUCUGGCUCUCACCCAGCUGGACGUCUAUUAUGACAUUGCUCCCCCGACGGCGGAUGCCUCCCCCAGAAUCAGGUCCUUUGCUCGCUUCGAGGGUCCUCUUGGCCGCGGUUGGCUGAAUGCAGCUGGGACCCUGGCGACUCUUUCCAGCGAUGAGGUGGAGGUCAACUUUUCAGACUUCUGGAUCGAUUUCAACUCGCCGCUUCCGCGACCCGAGCCCGAAGCAGGCGACCGAGUGGGGAGCGACCUCGCCAGGGUGUUCUUCCUGCGCGACCUGAGUCGCUUUCCUGUGAGGAGUCUGAAUCUUCAGACCGGCCUCACUGUCUUCCGCUUCCCUCCCCUCGGCGUCUCCGCCGCAGGGGCGGUCUUGUACAGCUGUGCCAAGAUGCGCUACUCGAACCUCGCCGAGGAGAGCAACUCCGACGAGAUCGAUUCCCAGGUGGAGCAAAGUUUCAGCAUGACGCCGCUGGCGGUGAGGCUCCACUAA
Symbiodinium sp. CCMP2456 is the source of this 2139-nucleotide messenger RNA. The record is from the annotation of a GenBank genome assembly. Lineage: Eukaryota; Dinophyceae; Suessiales; Symbiodiniaceae.